Messenger RNA from Phlebotomus papatasi, 5320 nucleotides. RefSeq lists its product as uncharacterized. Gene Ontology annotation, biological process: DNA integration. Bases 1 to 4593 code for a protein of 1530 amino acids. Gene Ontology annotation, molecular function: nucleic acid binding. The transcript has 3 exons. Lineage: Eukaryota; Metazoa; Arthropoda; Insecta; Diptera; Psychodidae. The record is from RefSeq and is a predicted model, not a curated record.
AUGCAUGCAAAGAUUAGAGGAGGUAUCAUCUCUGCGGUCACUCGUGCAGAGAACUACAUUGACGGGUAUUCUGAGGAAGAGAGGAGUUUGCCAAGCUAUGUGACCAACUUGAGGACUCAGCUUAGCCUAGUGACGUCCAUGAGAGAGAAAUACAUCGGUGUACAGGACACCAUCAUCGAGCAGCAGGUCAGCGACGCGAAGAAGCAAGCAGAGAUAGUCAGCAAGGAGCAAUUUUUGCAACGCUGUGAUGAUCUGAUCGAACGCAUCGAAGCCUUCAUUCAUGAUGCUCCUAACUCCUCAUCUAGCGAUAGUGAGGACACCAAGGCAGGAUCUUCAACUCAAGGUGACUUCACCCGCUACUUUCUCACCUUCAUGAGACGAUCAGAGGAACGGCACCAGCAGCAAAUGGAGAUGCUUAUGGGGACCUUCAACAACUCGACACCUGAUGAGCGCUUUGAAACAGUCAAAGCAUUAAGCCUUUGUCGUAACUGCUUCGCUCGACAUUUGACUAAUACAUGCACCUACCACAAAUGUAACAAAUGUCAGGGACGUCAUAAUGUGCUUCUUCAUGAGAAGUACGCAUCAGGACGUCCUCCAAAUCCAGCUUCAGAUACAUCGAAUGGGAAACCUCCUACUUCUCACGGUAACCCUACUCCUCCACCAGCUCCCACCAAUUCAGGGUCGAUUGUCAAUACUUGCUCUUCCGUAACUGACCACAAUGAUAUGCCUCCCCGUGUCUUUCUUGCGACCGCUGUGGUUAAUGUUCUCACGGACUCCGGACAGAUGAUUCCCUGCAGAAUAUUGCUUGAUGGUGGAGCUACGGUGAAUGUCGUUAGUUCCAAUAUGGCUGCACGCUUAGGUCUACCAACGUUCCCUUCUCGAUUAUCAAUUUGUGGCGUGAAUGCUUCUCGAUCACGCUCCAAUGCAUUCACAUACGUGACAAUUCUGUCCAGAACAUCUUCAAUUCGAUUUAAUUCGAAAUGCUUCAUCUUGCCUCAAGUCACCGGAAGCAUACCUAGUUGGCCGGUCGACGAUUCUAAUAUUCACAUUCCUCAAGAUGUCGCUCUUGCGGACCCCCAAUGGGCUGUAUCUAGACCUGUUGACAUGCUUCUUUGUGGAAACCAUUACUGGGCUAGUUGGUUGAAUGAUAGCAUCGAGUUAGGCCCAGGGUUGCCACACUUGAAAGACACAGUAUUUGGCUACGUUGUUGUUGGGGAACAAGAGCCCAUUCCACCUCCUGAUGGCCUUGCAUUUUCUGCUACUUCUUUGGAUGAGUCCUUGCAUAAGUUUUGGGAAGCGGAAGACCUAUCUGAGAAUGUGAACUAUACAGAAGACGAAAUUGCUGCCGAACGUCAUUUUGCCUCCACAUAUAAGCGCGAUGUUGAUGGAAGGUUUAUUGUUCAACUUCCCUUUCGAGAAGACCCACGCAUACUGGGAGAGUCCAGGCCUCUCGCUAUUCGCCAAUUUCUUGCUUUGGAGCGCAAAUUUGAGAAAAACCCUAAAUUAAGGGAAGCAUAUUCCGAGAUCAUUCGUGAUCAAUUGUAUAAACAAUGGAUUGAACCUGUCCAUGGUGACCCAAAGGGUCCUGUUUUCUAUAUGCCUCACCAUGGUGUUGUAAAAGAGUCUUCUGUCUCGACCAAACUAAGGAUUGUGUACAAUGCCAGUGCAAAAUCUUCCUCGGGGUUCAGUCUAAAUGAUAUCUUGCGCAUUGGACCAGUCGUACAGCUUGAUCUGGCCACUAUUUUACUGAAUUUCCGAAAGCAUGCGUACGCAAUGACCGCUGACAUAAAUAAAAUGUAUUUACAAAUCUUACUUCAUCCCUCACAUUCAGACUUUCAGAGGUUUGUUUGGCGAGAAAAUAAAUCAACACCUAUUCAAGAUUUUCGCAUUAAACGAGUUUGUUUUGGGGUGGCUUCGUCACCAUUCUUGGCAACAAGAACACUUGUUCAAGUAGCCAAUGAAACAAAGGAUUCAUAUCCACUCGCUUCAGAAGCACUCAAAACUACAUUUUACGUUGACGAUUGUCUCAUCUCCGUAAAGUCUCUUGAAGAAGGGCGCAUCAUUCAAUCUCAGCUUAUCAAGGUGUUGGAUAGUGCAGGAUUUCCCCUCACAAAGUGGGUUACCAAUCAUCAUGAUUUGCAACCAGCUUCAGCCAAUGAAUCCAAUAUCAUUCAGAUUAGUGAUGAGACGACAAGUGCAUUGGGCAUUACUUGGAAUGCUAAGUCAGAUCAUUUUUUCUUUCGUCCACCUAUUUCUGUUGAUGAGGCAUGCAAUUCAAAACGAAAGGUGAUGUCAGCCAUUGCAAAAUUAUUUGACCCUUUGGGAUUGGUGGGUCCCGUCAUUAUUGAGGCAAAGCUCAUUCUUCAAGAUGCCCAUAAAACAAAAUGUGAAUGGGACAGUGUUUUACCUGACGAUUUAAUUCGGAGAUGGACAAAUUAUGUUAUCAAUCUCCAGCACUUGGGUGAGAUUCUGAUCCCACGUUGGGUCUCUGAUUCGCUUUCCCCAUCUUCGACGGAACUUCAUGUUUUUUCCGACGCUAGUCAGCGAGCGUACGGAGUCUGCAUUUAUCUCGUCACGAGAACAGUUGAGGGAGAUGUCUGUUCACAUCUUUUGACAUCGAAAUCUAGGAUUGCACCGCUCAAAGAAUCCACUAUUCCAAAAUUGGAACUCCGGGGAGCGCAUUUGGCAGCCGAAUUGGCGUCCAAAGUCAAAGAGCAUUACAAACCCGAUGCGAUUUAUUAUUGGUGCGAUUCUACCAUUGUCUUGUACUGGCUUCAAGGAUCUCCUGACCAUUACAAAAUCUUCGUCAGCAAUCGAGUUCGGAGGAUCCAAAUGCUUUCCGAUCGUACUCAAUGGAGAUAUGUCCCUACGCAUUGCAAUCCAGCAGACAUCAUCUCUAGAGGUGUAACACCGCAGCAGCUUCAAGAUUUGGAUCUAUGGUGGCAUGGACCAUCUUGGUUGACAAAGUCUAGGUCUGCUUGGCCACCAGAGUUUCCACCACCAGGACCAUCUUCCGAACCAUCUUCCACCAUUAUGCUCGAGACAAUUGAUGAAGAGGCCGAAAUGGAACAGUCAAUUCUCUCCAAACUUCUCUCUCGCUACUCUUCGUUGACAAAAAUUCAGAGAAUUAUUGCCUACGGUCGUCGAUUCUAUCUUCCACGUGCUUUGAAGGAGGGUCUUACCAUUACACCAAUUGAGAUGGAAGAGGCAUUGAACAAACUAAUCUACAUGGAUCAGCAGGAGAAUUUUCCUGGUCUUGCAGAUAACUUGCGAAAGCGAGGAACCAUCACGCUUCCAAAAUGGAAACAUUUGCUAGCUCUUGCCCCAUUCGUAGAUUCAGACGGUCUCAUAAGAGUAGGUGGUCGCCUAGAAGAAGCUCCUAUCUCUUACCAGUCGAAACAUCCUAUUUUACUACCAAAAUCUGUGCUUACUAAACGAAUAAUUGCUCACGAGCAUCAUCACAACCUCCAUGCGUCUCCAACAGUACUACUCGCUACAUUGAGGCAAAGGUACUGGCCACUUUCUGCUCGAAACAUUAUACGAAGCGUUGUCCACAACUGUUUGCGAUGCACUCGUACCAAACCUCGUCCACUUCAGCAGCUCAUGGGCAACUUGCCAUCCCAGCGUGUCACUCUGUAUCGCCCAUUCCAAUCCACAGGCGUGGAUUACGCAGGACCCAUUCUCUACCGCCCCUCAGUUCAAAGAGGAUCUACUGCAAGGAAAUUGGGGCAAAUGAAAGGCUAUAUAGCAGUUUUCGUUUGCAUGGCUACGAAAGCUGCACAUCUGGAAUUUGUAUCAAGCUUGACUACAGAAGCAUUUCUAGCAGCUUUUCGACGCUUUGCGGCGAGGAGAAAUACACCGAGUCACAUGUAUUCAGACUGCGGCACCACGUUCGAGGGAGCAUCGCGGGAAUUAUCCAAACUCCUUAGACAGGAACAGAUGCAGAAGGAGAUUAAGGAAGGAACUGUGGAUUGUGGCACAACUUGGCAUUUCAUACCAGCUAGAGCUCCUCACCACGGUGGCUUGUGGGAAGCUUGUGUAAAAGCAGUAAAAUAUUAUCUUUCGCGAGUCACUCAAAAUGCAAACCUCACAUUUGAGGAGCUUUCGACAAUCCUAUGUCAAAUAGAGUCAAUUUUAAAUAGUAGGCCCAUCUCUCUAAUGUCCGAUGACCCCAAUGAAAGGGAAUUUUUGACACCUGGUCAUUUCUUGACAGGUGUCCCAGGGAAUUUUCCUCCCGAUCCUGACCUUACGGAAAUCCCAGAAAAUCGUUUAAACCUUUGGCAACGUUGCCAGCAAAGAGUUCAACAUUUCUCUAAGAAGUUCCACCUUGUUUAUUUAAACACGCUUCAGCAGAGAUCUAAGUGGAGGGUGGAUCAACCAAAUUUAAAGCUAGGAGAAGUAGUUCUUGUUUUAGAUGAAGCUCAACUAGGCACUAAAUGGGUUUUAGGUCAGGUCUCAGAAAUUCACCCGGGGAGAGAUGGGCGCGUCAGAGUAAUUUCAGUUAAAACGUCUAAGGGCCUUUAUACUCGUCCCAUAACAAAAAUAGCAAGACUAUUUAUUGAUGAUAAGGUCCUUGCUUCCAAUCAAUCGUAAAAUGGAUUGGAACCAACCGGGGAGCAUGUCUGGGGUGCUCAUGAAAUAUUCGAAAUUUUAAAGCCUAAUGUCUUUGGGACAUCUCCCUAUAAAAAAAAAUGCACCCAAUUUCUGUCGAUGUCAUUAUGUCAAAAAAAAAAGGCAUUCUUUCUCUGUUUCCGGUGACUUUUUACCCAUACCGUUAGCUUGAAGAGACGUGACUUUUUUCAUUGCGCGAAUUAAUAUCCCAAAAAAUUAAUUUAAUCUGUGGCAAAAAUUAUAUUAAACUCUGUUUUAGAAUAAAGGUUGAAUUGUGAAGAUAGGGAGUGAACUUUUUAGAAUAAAAUUGUGAAUUGAAGUGAAGAAAAUAGUGGUUUCUUUCAUCGCCGAAGAUUUCCGCAUGCACCAUCAUAUAUUUGGAUCAUCUCUGGGAAUUCCACCGGAUUUUCAACGCAUCCCAAGGAGUUCGUGAGUAAAACCAAGGAAGGAAAUUUGGGAAAAGGCAACAGCCAAAAGUUUGCGUGAAAAUUCCCACCACUUGGCCUUCUAACAACGUGCAUAGAAACUCACGUGACUAGGGUGAUAUUCCCCAGGGGCUCCACAGAACACCCAAGAGCUUUGCAACAGGGAAAAAUUUUGUUCCUUCUCCCCAGAUAGGCUCAAGGAGGGCUCAAUUUAAUAUCUUUUCGUUAUUUUUCAUAGGUAGAAGAUACCAUUUGUCAUCCAUUCAAUUAUCAGGGAAUUAAUU